Cajanus cajan (pigeon pea) is the source of this 2261-nucleotide messenger RNA. RefSeq names its product protein WVD2-like 6. The record is from RefSeq and is a predicted model, not a curated record. NCBI's taxonomy places the organism in Eukaryota, Viridiplantae, Streptophyta, Magnoliopsida, Fabales, Fabaceae. Gene Ontology annotation, molecular function: microtubule binding.
AUAGUCUGACCCUGUCUCUGUGUCUCUUUGUCUGUGUGACCCAUUCACUCUCUCACUCGCCAUUUCCAGUAAGAGAGAGCGACUUCACCUUCAAUCUUCUUCCUAUAAGACUUCCCUUUCUCUUUCUCUCUCCUGUGUCCCUUCUCUUCUUUCUCUGAGCAAUAACCAAUACCCACACUUUCAAUCUUCCGGAUCUUGUUGCUGUUUGUCGAUCCUUCAAUCGUGAUCCUUUACCCAAUCCUCAUUCUGGGUCCCUUUUCUUUCCGGGGUUUAGGUUUUAGAUCUCUUUGUUUCCUGUACUUCAACUCGCUGUUUGCUUCACUCAUGACUUUUUGACUACCCCUUUACCAGGUUAGUCUGAGUGAUGGAUCCAAUUAACCUUUUACCUGCUGAUGAUGGGGUUGAAGUGGUCCACCAAAAUGGUGUUCAUGAUGAACCAUCUAAUUCUGGAGGGGAUGGUUGUGUUUCAUAUGAUUUAGACUCCAGUGUUGCCGAAACUGAAGAAACCGUAGCUCUAAAUGGAAUUUUUGAUAAUUUCCAUCAGUUUGAAAGUGCUGCAACUGAUAACUCGUUGGUUUCAGAAAUCGAAGAAUCAAAUGACAUCAUUGAUGGCAAUAAUACUACCAAUCCUAAGGAAGAGGAGGUGAAAAUAACAGAUCAAAAUAAGCAAUCAAGAGCACAAAAGGGUCUUUUCAAGAAUAAGAAUGCAAAGGCUACAAGUUCUGGUGGUGUUCGUGCAAGUUUGGCAAACAAGAGCAAAACUGGAAAAGAUAAAGAAGCAUCUUCUGUUUCAAAUGGUACUUCGGCUUCAGAUUCUCACCCAAGACAGUCUAUUAAAAGCAGAUCAUUCAACGACAGGCAGACACAAUUAUCAAAGCACCCUUCAAAGUCUGAUGCAGCAAAUUCUGAAGUAUCUGUGGAGAAGACAAAACCAAAAUCACUGAAAAAAGGACCCCUUGAUAAAGUUCAAGGAGAAGCAGAAUCUUCCUUAAGUACAAACACAGAAGAUGCCAAACCUCGAAAAAUGGGGACACUUCCAAAUUAUGGAUUCAGUUUUAAGUGUGGUGAACGAGCUGAGAGAAGAAGAGAGUUCUACAAUAAGCUUGAGGAAAGGAUUCAAGCAAAGGAGGUGGAGAAGAGUAACUUGCAAGCAAAAACCAAGGAGAGCCAAGAAGCUGAGAUUAAGAUGCUUAGGAAGAGUCUAACAUUUAAAGCAACACCAAUGCCAAGUUUUUACCAGGAGCCUCCUCCUCCUAAGGUGGAGCUAAAGAAGAUACCAACUACAAGAGCCAAAUCACCCAAGCUUGGUCGUAAGAAGGAUUCAGCAAAUUCAGAGUCAGAUGGAAACACAAGCAGCAGUUCACGACUAGCUCGUUUAAGUCUGGAUGAGAAAGUGUCAGAGAGUAACCCCACCAAGGGACCUGCUCCUCCCAUUCAUCAAAAGAAGCCACAACGAAGAUCGCUUCCUACUCGACUGGUUUCUGAAAAGAACAGUUUAUCUUCAUCAAAGGCCAUCAAAGAUAAAAAGUCUUCCUUAUCUAGUGCUGCCAAAAAAGAUACCAACUUAUCCAAUGCAAAUAAAUCUGAGAUUGUUGCAAAUGAAAAGAAAGGUACCUUGUCCAUUGAGAUAAGUGAUGCUAUGCCUCUUAAUGUGGUUCCUUCAGACAAGCCAAGUGAAGAAGAAUCUCAUGUGAAUGGUGAUGUAGCAGUUGAAGAGAAUCUUCAAACCUCCUUGGCACAAGAAUCCAUUGCAGCAGAGCAUUGAGCAAAAUAGUGAGUUACUUCUUUAGAAUUUGAUUCAUCUGGUGAGAUAAUAUAGAAGCAUAUGGCUCAGAUUAUUUGACAAUUAAGAAGGCUUGCAGAUUUACAUUAUGGUUUGUGUUGUCAUCAUAUCCAAGCAGCAUUGUUUCUUUACGUGUAAACACCCAAGCUUGCCGGUUCGGUUUGGUCUGGUCUGGUCUGGUUUGGUCCUCAUUCUCUUUUGCACUUGCAGCAAUGAAUGUAACAAUUUGCCAGGUUAUUAUGGUUGAUGUUAUUUUGGUAUAUGCAACAUUUGUCUGUUUAGUGGACAUUUAUUUGGGGGAAAAUUUUGAGAAAGUUUGCCAUCUGGUGAUGAUGGUUCAAGUGCUUAUUGUUCAAUGUUCAGGCCUUUGCUUUGUUAAACAAUUUGACAUUGUCGCAUGUACAAACUGUUUGUGUUAUGGACACCCUUCUAGCUGAAUCAUAUGGAUCAAAUUCUGCUUUGUGGUACAGCUUUGGUU